Molecule: messenger RNA, 1255 nt
Organism: Gastrolobium bilobum
Lineage: Eukaryota; Viridiplantae; Streptophyta; Magnoliopsida; Fabales; Fabaceae
Exons: 1
Coding region: 282-1034 (250 amino acids)
Source: RefSeq, a predicted model, not a curated record
UGCCCUUAAUUCUCGUACCAGUUUCACAUUUUCACUCCCAAAGUUCCUCACCUCUUUCUUUACCACCAUCUUUGAUUACCCACCAACCCAAAAGGAACCCUGAUCAAGUUUCUCUAGUAAAAAGCUUUCCUUAUUUACAAUUUACUUCCACCACAUCAUUCUAAUCACACUCUCUUGUGAGUCCCAUUUCGCUCAUAUAGCUUGAGAAAAGCAAAUUGGCUCAACACAAUAGUUCAAUAGUUCUUCUUCAAUUCAAGAAUCUUUCUCAGUAGCUGCACAAAAUGUCAGGUGGGAUUGGUCCAACUGGCUAUGAUAUUAGCCUACCAAAAGAACAAGAAGUUGAGCACAAAGAAGAGCAAGAUCACCAAUCACUCAAGAAUAAUCUCAACAAACCCAUCACCACAAAACGCAAAGCUGGUUUCCUCUCUUUCCGCCAGCUCAAUUGCCUUGCAGUGGUGAUUGUCUUAUCAGCCAGUGGCAUGGUUAGCCCUGAAGACUUUGCUUUUGUGGUCUUCUCCAUAAUUUACAUGUACUUCAUAUCAAAGGUGGCUUUCCCAUCUCUUCACCCAUCAAGAGAACAACUAGUUUUCAACCCUCAAAACAAGCUCCUUCGCCUUUAUGUGUUCAUAGGGGCCAUCAUUGGACUUUAUGCCCCCAUAGCCUAUAUCUUAGAGGGAAUAUUUGAGGGUGAUAAAGAAGGGAUUAAAGCAGCUGCACCCCAUGUUUUUCUUUUGGCCAGCCAAGUUUUUAUGGAAGGAGUGGCAUUCUCAGACAGGUUCUCAACUCCAAUAAGAGCUUUUGUGCCUGUGUUUUAUAAUUCAAGGAGGAUUUUCACUAUUGUGGAUUGGCUUAGGAGUGAGAUUUACAAGAUCAAUGAAGAGCACAGUGGUUCUGAGAGGAGGAUCUAUGUUGGAAGAGCACUUGCAGUUGCUAAUAUGGCCUUCUGGUGUUUCAAUUUAUUUGGGUUCCUGUUGCCUGUUUAUCUUCCAAAAGUUUUUAAGUUGUAUUACUCUUUCCACAAACUGAAGGACUGAGAUCAAGGAGGAUUAUUUAUGUUUUCAUAGAGUAUGUAUGUAAUUUUAUUUUGUUGUAUAAGGUCUUGAACCAUAAUUCCAUGCUAGUUGUUGGAUGAUGUUUAAUUACUUAGUAAUUGUAUUUGGCCGUAGAGAUAUAUAUAUAUACUCUCCUUUAUGGCAUAUGUUGUUAUUAUUAUCAUUUUAUUUUGGAAUAGAAAUACUAUACCUAUCUUUUUUCA